UGCCCACAAGAGCCAGCUCUCUGGAGCCGUAACCUUCCCAUCCCGAGAGCUGCAGUUCCAGCCACAGCAGCAAGAAGCACAGAGCCGGAGACCGGAGACCGUGGCGGAGGCAGGAGCAUCCUGGGCGAGUGGCAGGGAGUCCCCAGGAGCCGGAAGGCAAACGGAGAUACCCUCUGAAAAGCCAAGCAAAGAACAUUAAGGAAGAACGGAGGAACGAGCCUGGAUCUGGUGCAGUGAAAGAGGUGUAUUACGGAGAGGGGAACUCAGACCCAGACACGCGCACGCCUGCCUUGCCAUCAGCAUGAGAACUUACCGGUACUUCUUGCUGCUCUUUUGGGUCGGCCAGCCCUACCCGACUUUCUCAAGCCCGUUAUCUAAAAGGACUGGUGGCUUCCCAGCAAAGAGGAAGGCCCUGGAGCUCUCUGCAAACAGCAGGAAUGAGCUGAGCCGGUCGAAAAGGAGUUGGAUGUGGAAUCAGUUCUUCCUCCUGGAGGAAUACACGGGAUCCGAUUAUCAGUACGUGGGCAAGUUACAUUCAGACCAGGAUAGAGGAGAUGGAUCACUUAAAUAUAUCCUUUCAGGAGAUGGAGCGGGAGAUCUCUUCAUUAUCAAUGAAAACACAGGCGACAUACAGGCCACCAAGAGGCUGGACAGGGAAGAAAAACCUGUUUACAUCCUUCGAGCUCAAGCCGUCAACAGAAGGACAGGGCGGCCCGUGGAGCCUGAGUCUGAGUUCAUCAUCAAGAUCCAUGAUAUCAAUGACAAUGAACCAAUAUUCACCAAGGACGUGUACACAGCCACAGUCCCCGAGAUGGCUGACGUUGGCACGUUUGUAGUCCAAGUCACAGCCACUGAUGCUGACGACCCAACGUAUGGGAACAGUGCUAAAGUUGUCUAUAGCAUCCUGCAGGGACAACCCUACUUUUCAGUGGAGUCGGAAACAGGUAUCAUCAAGACGGCCUUGCUCAACAUGGAUCGAGAAAACAGAGAACAGUACCAAGUGGUGAUUCAGGCCAAGGACAUGGGCGGCCAGAUGGGCGGACUGUCGGGGACCACGACCGUGAACAUCACACUGACAGAUGUCAAUGAUAAUCCACCCCGUUUCCCCCAGAGUACCUACCAGUUUAAGACCCCUGAGUCCUCUCUGCCGGGAACACCAAUUGGCAGGAUCAAAGCCAGUGACGCUGACAUGGGGGAAAAUGCAGAGAUCGAGUACAGCAUCACAGAUGGUGAGGGACACGAUAUGUUUGACGUCAUCACCGACCAGGAAACCCAGGAAGGGAUUAUAACUGUCAAAAAGCUCUUGGAUUUUGAGAAAAAGAAAGUAUAUACCCUCAAGGUGGAAGCCUCCAAUCCACACGUCGAACCCCGAUUUCUCUACCUGGGUCCCUUCAAAGACUCGGCCACAGUGAGAAUCGUGGUAGAUGAUGUAGAUGAACCUCCUGUCUUCAGCAAACUGGCCUACAUCCUGCAGAUACGAGAGGAUGCUCAGAUAAACACGACCAUAGGCUCUGUUGCAGCUCAGGACCCUGACGCCGCCAGGAAUCCCAUCAAGUAUUCUGUGGAUAGACACACAGAUAUGGACAGGAUAUUCAACAUUGAUUCUGGAAAUGGUUCAAUUUUUACAUCAAAACUUCUCGACCGGGAAACCCUGCUGUGGCACAACAUCACAGUGAUAGCAACAGAGAUUAAUAAUCCAAAGCAAAGCAGCCGUGUGCCUCUAUAUAUUAAAGUUCUCGACGUCAACGACAAUGCCCCAGAAUUUGCUGAGUUCUAUGAAACUUUUGUCUGUGAAAAAGCAAAGGCGGAUCAGCUGAUUCAGACCCUGCACGCUGUUGACAAAGACGAUCCUUACAGUGGACACCAAUUCUCCUUCUCUUUGGCCCCAGAAGCAGCCAGUGGCUCAAACUUUACCAUACAAGACAACAAAGACAACACUGCAGGGAUCCUAACUCGGAAAAAUGGCUAUAACAGACACGAGAUGAGCACCUAUCUCCUGCCUGUGGUCAUUUCGGACAACGACUACCCAGUCCAAAGCAGCACUGGGACAGUGACUGUCCGGGUCUGUGCAUGUGACCACCAUGGGAACAUGCAGUCCUGCCACGCCGAGGCCCUCAUCCACCCCACAGGGCUCAGCACAGGGGCUCUGGUGGCCAUCCUUCUGUGCAUCGUGAUCCUACUAGUGACAGUGGUGCUGUUCGCAGCUCUGAGGCGGCAGCGAAAGAAAGAGCCUUUGAUCAUUUCCAAAGAGGACAUCAGAGAUAACAUUGUCAGUUACAACGACGAAGGUGGUGGAGAGGAAGACACCCAGGCCUUUGAUAUUGGAACCCUGAGGAACCCUGAAGCCAUGGAGGACAGCAAAUCGCGCAGGGACAUUGUGCCUGAAGCUCUUUUUCUACCACGACGGACUCCAACAGCUCGUGACAACACGGAUGUCAGAGAUUUCAUUAACCAAAGGUUAAAGGAAAAUGACACGGACCCAACAGCCCCUCCCUACGACUCCUUGGCCACCUAUGCCUACGAAGGCACCGGCUCAGUGGCCGACUCCCUGAGCUCGCUGGAAUCAGUGACCACAGAUGGAGACCAAGAUUAUGACUAUUUGAGUGACUGGGGCCCUCGGUUCAAAAAGCUGGCAGAUAUGUACGGAGGGAUGGACAGUGACAAGGACUCCUAAUCUGUUGCCUUUUUUCAUUUUCCAAUAGGACACUGGAAUAUGUGACGUAGCUAUUCCUUUCUAUUUAUCCACUAUUCUGUGAGGGGUUCUCCGUUGUACCUGUUCCAAAAGUCAAUGGCUGCAGUCCGUGUGGAUCCAAUGUUAGAGACUUUUUUCUAGUACACUUUUAUGAGCUUCCAAGAGGCAAAUUUUUAUUUUUUAGUUCAUGCAGUGAACCAAGUUAGCCCAGCAGACACUCGUGGGGUGGGAGGGGGAAGGGGAGGAGAGGCAGGAAUGGCGUUUUUUCCCCUUGUUCCCUUAGGGCAGGUUGGCCACACCCCUUACUGCUGGCCUAGACUCUAGUUCAAGGCCUCCUCCAGUCAACUGAAUGCUCCUACUGUAUAUUUCACAUGCUAAUGGAAGAAGGGAUCAUACUUUAAUGAUAAAAUAUAGUUUUAGUAUUAAAAACAAAAGGAGGUAACAAUUGGGAAAUUGUUCCUGGUCUAUCAGUUCUCAAGGAGAUAACUAGCUACGGAGGGGUUUGUAAGGAUGCGUAUGUAUCAAGGAAUUUAAAGUGGUAUCUGGGGCGUCCUAUCUGUGCUAGAAGAGUUGUUUCUGGCACCAACAAAUACCCAUAACAUCAAAUCCUUCCGUGUUUUAAAAUGAUUUAGAAGCAAAUCUAAUGGUAUCAUUCAAAGACAGUAACAAACGACAAAGCUGCAUUCUCUGACAUGAUUUUACUGCAUGUGAUAAACAUACAAGGUUCACCACACACCAAACAAAGGAAAAAAGAGAAAUAACUUUACAAAAAAAUCAACAAAGGACAUAUUUAGGGAAUUUCAAUGUUUUGUGCCACCAAGUAUGCCGGAUCCCUUAAUUCUUUCAACUAUCAGUAAACUAAUGAGAAGUAGGGCUAAUCAUAUAAACGUCCUUAAGAGAAUUUCCUGAGGCAAAUGUUAACUCUUUGUCUGUAGUUGUUGCUAUUAUCCUACUAUACCUGAGUGUAGCAGUGUGAAGUACAAUAAUUCAUAUUCUUCAAAUACUUCUUAUAUAAUUAACUUAGUAUGGCUUAGUAGAUUGAAUAUCCCACCCUAGAGUUCAAGGGGAAGGUUAGAGCCAGCCACAUUUGAAGCUAACCCUGCCCUUUGCCCUCGGACACAUCCGCAUCCCUACACUGCAGCAAGGCAGAGAAAUGAACGAUGGCACUGAGGUGUUGAAAUGCUGAAAGCCAGCAGCAUCCCAUGCUCCUAGCAUGCUCACCGAAGAAGAGUGCGGAGCCCCUUCAGCAAGAACGCUUAAGACUCGUGGUACAGCGACAGGUCAUUUCCAAAAGUAGCCAUGUUUUCCCACUGUGGUUAAGUUGGCUUCUGUAGCAACACUACCAUCUUUAUCUUUGAACUGAUGAUAAAGUAAUGGUCUCAACUAUGACAGAAAAGUAAUAUAAAAUCCAUCCAAUCUAUUAUUGCUCUAAUUAUGCAAUUAGGUUCUCUCAGUCAGUUAUUAUCCAGGGGACCCAACUGAACCCAGUUAAUCCUUCUGGAAGGUUCAAAUCAUUUAUUUCAUAUGGCCAUUCUAAUGACUCUCCCCCAUUAGAAUCUCAUAUUGUGCAGUCAUCAGAAAUUUCCAAAGUACUAUAAUGAAAAUAUCCUCAUUUGAAAACUUUAAAAAAAAGGCUCUGUACAUACAUAUAUAAUAUAUACUUAAGAAUGUGAUGACUUCUCUUAAUAGUCAUAGGAGUUUAUUUUCAAUUAAUGUUAAUUUUGUAGAGAUAAUCUUAGCAUCAUUUCCAUUUCAGGGUAAGGUUUUACCAACACAUUUUCCUUUUGGAAACACACUGUUGUUUAGUUGACUGUUAAAUAGGUAUGUUACCCAAGAAGUAAAGGUAGCACCUAUGGAACAAGAGAAAUGUGGAAUUCAGAAUACAGUAAAAAAAAAAAAAAAAAAAAAUACAA
Messenger RNA from Apodemus sylvaticus (European woodmouse), 4605 nucleotides. RefSeq names its product cadherin 6 (gene Cdh6). Gene Ontology annotation, molecular function: calcium ion binding; cadherin binding. The transcript has 12 exons. The coding region runs from base 302 to 2674 and encodes 790 amino acids. The record is from RefSeq and is a predicted model, not a curated record. Gene Ontology annotation, cellular component: plasma membrane; adherens junction; catenin complex. Gene Ontology annotation, biological process: adherens junction organization; calcium-dependent cell-cell adhesion; cell-cell junction assembly. NCBI's taxonomy places the organism in Eukaryota, Metazoa, Chordata, Mammalia, Rodentia, Muridae.